AUGGAGUCCACUACACACGAUGCUUCCUGCAAAUGGAUGCUUCGUGCCGCAUACUUUGGCCAGGAACUGCUCUCUACCUUUGGCACGAGCAUAGGAGAAAUCGCUCUGAUACCAGCCACCGGAGGACUCUUCACUGUGCACCUGACAUACAACACUACCACUGAAGGACCUGUUGAGACACGAGAAGUACUGCUCUGGGACCGCAAGGCUGAAGGAGGCUUCCCAGAGACUAAGAUCCUGAAGAGGUUGGUCCGCGACCACAUCCAGCCAGAGAAGGAUCUGGGUCACUCUGACAGGCCCUCCUCGAAAGUUGCGAAAGCCACGGAGUCAAGUGCACCAACAAGCAGUCCGGCUCCUGGAGCCAAUGACGCCUUGGUGGCGACUGCCUCCGCUGCCGAGAGUUCUAGUGCGAUUAUGGGUGACAACAAUUCAGAACCGACGAAAGCCGACGCAAAAGAAUGCGAGGACUGCACAUAA
Messenger RNA from Recurvomyces mirabilis, 477 nucleotides. RefSeq lists its product as uncharacterized. The transcript is spliced from 2 exons. The record is from RefSeq and is a predicted model, not a curated record. Bases 1 to 477 code for a protein of 158 amino acids. Lineage: Eukaryota; Fungi; Ascomycota; Dothideomycetes; Mycosphaerellales; Teratosphaeriaceae.